CGCAUGCGCAGACAGCUGGGCGGGGCGUGCCCGGCGCCUGCGCACUGCUCGCCGCGGGUCCCGAAUACAAGAUGGCGGCGGCAGCUGCCAGCGUGAGGCAGCAAGCGGAUGGCCGCGGGAAGCGGAGCGGCCCCGGGCUCCCCCAGGCCUCGGUCCCGCGCGCAGCCCCGCGGAUGGGCUAGCAGAGCCCCAAGUCAGUAUGAGGCCGAAGAAAGCUGCGAGGCAAACUUCAGUUGUGAGUAGCCCCGGCUAGCUGGAUUCCAUCGUCACCCAGGUGGACUGCAGCUGCUGCUGGAGGCUCCCUUUCUACUUGUAGCAGAAACACAGUGGCCGGUGGAAGCCAACCAAGGAAGCUCCUUCCACUUUCAGGACCUGUGGCCUUCCCUAUCACAGAGCCAGUCCCCUUGCCAAUGUUGAGAAAUGGCCAAUGAGAACCACGGCAACUCCAGGGAGGAAGCUGCCCUGAUGAGCCACUCUCCCGGCACCUCCCACCAGAACCAGCCGAGCUCCCCCAGGCCUGUCCGGCUGGUGCAGGAUUUGCCAGAUGAGCUGGUGCAGGCUGGCUGGGAGAAGUGCUGGAGCAAGCGGGAGAACCGCCCUUACUACUUCAACCGCUUCACCAACCAGUCGCUCUGGGAGAUGCCACUUCUAGGGCAACACGACGUCAUUUCUGACCCUCUGGGUCUGAAUGCAGCUCCAGUGCCUGCAGAAGCGGGAGUUGGCGAUGCUGCUGCUGCUGCUGCUGAAAACAAGAUGCGGAAACGGAGACUUUCUGAGGAAGUCCAGCCCAGUGGCAACAGCGUGAAGAAGCCCAAGGGGGAUGUGCCAGGAAAUCCUCCAGCGCAGCCAGCCCCCAACUCUUGCUGUACUCCUGGGACUCCUCUGCUGAAGAUGUUGGGUGUCUCUCCUGAAGACAAACAGCAGGCAGCUCUUUUACGACCCACAGAAGUGUACUGGGACCUGGACAUCCAGACAAAUGCGGUGAUCAAGCAGAGGGCACCAUCUGAGGUGCUGAGCACCCACCCUGAGGUGGAGCUUCUCCGGUCCCAGCUGAUGCUGAAGCUGCGCCAGCAUUAUCGAGAGCUGUGCCAGCAACGGGAAGGGAUUGAUCCUCCACGAGAAUCCUUCAACCGCUGGAUGCUGGAGCGGAAGGUGGUGGACAAAGGGGCAGACCCUCUGUUGCCUAGCAACUGCGAGCCAGUUGUCUCUCCUUCCAUGUUCAGAGAAAUCAUGAAUGACAUUCCCAUCAGACUCUCCCGAAUCAAGUUCCGGGAAGAAGCCAAGCGGCUGCUGUUCAAAUACGCGGAGGCGGCAAAGAGGCUCAUCGAAUCCAGGAGUGCCUCUCCAGACAGCAGGAAGGUGGUGAAGUGGAAUGUGGAGGACACCUUCAGCUGGCUGCGGCGGGACCACUCGGCCUCCAAGGAAGACUACAUGGACCGCCUGGAGCACCUGCGCAAGCAGUGUGGUCCCCAUGUGUCUGCUGCAGCCAAGGACUCUGUGGAGGGCAUUUGCAGCAAGAUCUACCACAUCUCGCUCGAGUACGUCAAGCGCAUCCGUGAGAAGCACUUGGCCAUCCUGAAGGAGCACAACAUCUCUGCGGAGGUCGGCGCUCCAGAGGUCCAGGACCGGCUUGUCUACUGCUACCCAGCGAGGCUGGCCAUCGCUUCCCCGCCGCUGCCCAGCGUGGAGAUGCAUGUGGAGAACAACGGGGUGUGUGUGCGCUACAAGGGCGAGAUGGUGAAAGUCAGCCGCAGCUAUUUCAGCAAGCUGUGGUUGCUCUAUCGGUACAGCUGCAUUGAUGACUCUGGCUUUGAGCGGUUCUUGCCGAGGGUGUGGUGCCUUCUCCGCAGAUACCAGAUGAUGUCUGGUGUGGGGCUCUACGAAGGGACCGGCCUGCAGGGGGCGCUCCCGGUGCAUGUCUUCGAAGCCCUCCACAAGCACUUUGGGGUGAGCUUUGAGUGCUUUGCCUCCCCUCUGAACUGCUACUUCAAGCAGUACUGCUCGGCCUUCCUGGACACAGACGGCUAUUUUGGAUCGAGGGGUCCCUGCCUGGAUUUCUUCCCCAUCAGUGGUUCGUUUGAGGCAAACCCUCCAUUCUGUGAGGAGCUGAUGGACGCCAUGGUGUCCCACUUUGAGAAACUGCUGGAGACCUCCAGUGAGCCCCUCUCCUUCAUCGUCUUCAUCCCGGAGUGGCGGGAUCCUCCCACGCCAGCACUGACUCGCAUGGAGCAGAGCCGGUUCAAGCGGCACCAACUCAUCCUGCCCGCCUUUGACCACGAGUACCGCAGUGGCUCCCAACAUGUCUGCAAAAAAGAGGAGAUGUACUACAAAGCCGUGCACAACACUGCUGUCCUCUUCCUGCAAAACAACUCUGGCUUUGCCAAGUGGGAGCCCACCCCAGAGCGGCUGCAGGAGCUCGUCACAGCCUAUAAGCACUCGGGACGGACUUUUGCCACUGCCGCCGCCGCCGCCUCCUCCUCCUCCUCUUCUUCCUCCUCCUCCUCCUCUUCUUCCUCCUCCUCCUCGUCAUCUACUGUUCCAGACAAGGAUCGAGAGACAGUUCGGGAGCAGAGUACCAGCCGGGAGAUAACCCCUAACUAAUCAGCAGUGACCUGGCUGGACCGACAGACAGACAGUGAUGGGAGAGAACUCUGCUCCAAAGUGAGGGGACGAGGCUGGCCCCAAAGUGCUGGAGACUGGGGCUGACACUACAGCUGUGCACCCUUGACUCUCCUCUCCUCCAGUCCUGCAAACCCUUGACGGGGGGCAUCAUGCCCACCUGCCCUGGGCUGGCUGCUUUCUCCCGUGGGGCAUCAUGCACACCUCGGAGCUGCCUGCUGCCCCCUUCUGUGUUGCAGCUCCCGGGAGGAGCCGCCUAGAGCUGUGGGAGGGACAGCGGGGGAUGGGGGGGGCAAAGCAAUGGCCCGGUCUGGCAGUGGAAGCAGAGGGGCAGCAGCGGCAGCAGCAGCCUGUGCAGUGCAGGGGGGUGGCUCUGGCUCAGCGGUGUGUGUCCAGUGUAAAUCCCUGUGUCGGUGUCGCCAGAGGCUCCCCAGUGCCUCUUCCCUGUUGCUUUCCCUGGUGUGCCAGUUGCGUGUUCUCGCGGAAGCUGUUGGCUGUCAACCGCGGAGCAAAGGGACUCCUUUGGUGUGUGCCGAGGUCUUGGCUGCCGUUUUGUAGUCGUCACAGCUCCUGUCUGAAACGCCCAGAUUUCUUGGAGAUCUUUGGGUCUUGGUUUUUUGUUUUUGUUUUUUAAGGAUUUAAUUUAACAGUGCUAACCAUUUUAUUACUUUUAUCAAAAGAGCAAGGGGAAGUCUAUUUUUGAUUUUGUUUCCUGAUUCUUAGGAACAUUAAAAACACCAGCAUUACGGUG
Messenger RNA from Hemicordylus capensis (graceful crag lizard), 3370 nucleotides. RefSeq names its product phosphorylated CTD interacting factor 1 (gene PCIF1). Gene Ontology annotation, cellular component: nucleus. The coding region runs from base 421 to 2601 and encodes 726 amino acids. The transcript has 17 exons. Gene Ontology annotation, molecular function: RNA polymerase II C-terminal domain binding; mRNA (2'-O-methyladenosine-N6-)-methyltransferase activity. NCBI's taxonomy places the organism in Eukaryota, Metazoa, Chordata, Lepidosauria, Squamata, Cordylidae. The record is from RefSeq and is a predicted model, not a curated record.